UUAGCCUGUUAUGGAAAAAAGAGGCCGGUUCGUACAGGGUAGUCAAGUAAUAAUUUUGUUUCUACUUCCUGUUUUAGGUGGUCCUUGAGAAAGAAUUAAAAGAAUCAAAUUUAGAAUUAUAUGGGCAAAUUUGAGAAACAGUAUACACAACAUAUGUUUUAUUUAAUUGGUAUAGUUGAUGAUCUGUUGUACGAGUUCUUCGGGUUUUUUUAUUUCACGGCGAUUGACGUUCUGUAAAGUGACUGUUGAAAGGUCAUUGCCUCAUACCGUUGCACGAGACUGUACAGCGAUUCCAGAAGUGUCACUUUAACUGUAGUUAAAGAACGUAGACGGUAGAAGGCCAUAACUACUUGUUACACCGAUAGGACUUUUGAACUCACUGCGUUAUCUCUACUAUGCAACGAUAGCAGGGAGGAUCAUUUCUGAUUUCACAGCAAAUAUAAUUACUAGCGGAAGGUCUUCUGUACGUUAAAUACCGUAAAAGAAUACAGAGCAGCGACAGCUGAAAGCCGUCAUCUGUGCAGAUCUAUGUGUUCAGCCAUUUCAAAUAUCACGUUGGCUGCAAUCAGUAGGAGGGCAUGUAGUGGCAUCUUCAACAUCAGAACCCUGUAUACUGUUAACAAGUACAGGGCAUUAACUUUUUUCUCCCGUUCUAAUGCUUUCCCAAUAUGUGGUUGUACCACAGCGUUUUCAUCUGGGGGUACUAAAGGACUGAGCCCCGCAAGUAGCACUAGCAAAUUUAACAGAAGAGUGUCAUCAGUACUACCGGCAGCCAGAAUCUUUGAAUUAGCCAGAGCAUCUUUGAAAACAAAAAAUAAUUUUCCAUUAUCUGUCAAGAAACAACAUUUUGCGAGCAUGGGUGAUGCGGACCUGGACUAUACUAUCGCAUUUCCUGAGCCUUCCAUUCCAGGUAAAUUCUGGGAUGAAAAUGGAGAGCCUGUAGUAAUUCUUCUGGGCUGGGCUGGCAGCAAAGAUCGUCAUCUGGCAAAAUACAGUGCCUUCUACCAAAAUCAGGGGUGUAUUGUGAUCCGAUAUACUGCUCCAUGGAAGGCUGUCUUUAUCUCUGAGUCAUUUGGAAAAAAAGAUUUGCUUCCAGUUGCUCAGAAAUUAUUGAAUCUACUUUUUGACUAUGAAAUUCAGAAAAAUCCUGUUAUGUUCCAUAUCUUCAGCAAUGGAGGCAGCAUGGUAUACCGAUACAUUACAGAGCUACAUCAAAGUCAUAGCCAAUUCAGUUCACUGAAUAUUAUUGGAACUGUGUUUGACAGUGGUCCUGGAGGCAAAAAUGUUGUUGGAGCAGCCAAAGCUUUAAAUGUUGUCCUUAAAUCGACAAGUAAUGUAGUUGUCCGCUACAUUACUCUCUCAUUUUACGUUUUCCUGAUUGUAAUACUACGUGUCUUUCUGUAUCCUCUGACAAAGCUUAUCCAUGAAGACCACUACAGUGUCAUGUCGAAUGACCAAUCAAGAUCACCUCAGCUGUAUUUGUAUUCCAGAGGAGACAAAGUCAUAAAUUACCGCCAUGUGGAGAAUCUAGUAAAAAAGCGUCAACAGAUGGGUGUUCCAGUACAAUCCAUUGACUUUGUCACUUCUGAGCAUGUGAACCAUUAUCGAGAAUUUCCAGAUGAUUACUCCUCUGUGUGCAUCUUGUUCCUGAAGGACUGCCUCACAAGGAUGGCCAAACCUUCCAGAAAGGACCUGAGUAGCAAAAGGGCCUUUCCUGCAGCAGCAGCAGCUUCACUGAAAUAAAUUAUAACAGUGUAUUGUGGAGCAGUUUUUCCACAGCUAGAUGUAGACUUGGUUUUUGUCAGCUUUGGCAAAAUAUGGAUGCUGCAGGACAAGUCGAAGAAACCAUUGCGUGAUAUGAAGGCAUUAAUUUAGAUGAAUCUGGAUGGUAUAUCAAAAGCAUAUGGCAGAUUGAAGGCACUAGCAGAAGCAGCAGAGGAAAAGGCACUCUGGAUUUUUAGGGACUCUGUACCUACUAACUGUGUGAUUGACUUGAGAAACUUGUCUCAGGUCUUUGCUUGGUGAACUUAAGGUGAUUCACAUAUGAUGUGUCUAAAUUGAUUUUAUUAUUUUUAACUGCAAUAAUCAGAACAUUUUAAAAGUUGUAAUUUGGAGCUUAAAAUCUGUUUUCAUAAUGCUAACUCUUACCCCUAAAUUUUCUUCCCCAGCAUUCUAAUAUUAGGAGGUCUUUUGUCAAAUGAAAGUUGCAGGAGUCUCUCCUUCUUCACGCCAAGUAAGAAUGAACCUAAGUUAAAAGUGUUUCAUUCUUAAAUCCCAGUGAAGAUGAUGAGUCUUUUUGUCUCUUUAUUCAUUCAAGUUUUUGUACAAAAGGCCACGAGUCCUUAAUCAAAUUAGAAUCCUGUUGUUAUUUCCCAUUACUCUAUAUCAUAAACUUGUCAGGUACACUUACCCACUUUAUCUGGUUUAGGGCUGCAGGGAAGCCAGAGUCUAUCCAGAAACUCAUUCAGGACAAGGAAAGGAAAGUGAUCCCAGAUACAAUGGUAGUCUUUUCUAAUAUGUACACAUACUAACAUCUAUAGGCACUUUGGGGGUCACCAGUUCACCAAAGGCUUGCCUUUGGGAUGUGGGAAGAAACUGGAACAUUCAGCUAAAUCACAUGUAUGCAAAGAGAAGACAUGUAGACUCUACCCAGGAUGCACCCCAGCUAAGAAUCAGUCUGGUGACAAAGUACUGUGGGACAGCAAUGUUAACCACUGCUCUACUUUGCCACCUAGUUGCUGGACAGUGAACUAAUCUAUUCAUAGCAAAAUGAGUAUCAAACUGUUAUAAAGAGGUUUUCGUUAUGUUUUCUCUAAGUAAUCCAAAAAUUAAAUAUGUAUUUACCAGAAAUACAGUAGUAAAGUUAAUGGUUUUAGACUUGCAGCUUUUUUUGUCUGCAAACUGAAUUGAGACUAUCAACAACGGAAGUGGGGAUAAAACAGAAACCAUCAAUUGAAUAUAAAUGCAUGCACUGCAUUUUAUAAAGGAAGUUGAAUGCUUGGCCUUGCUCAUUGCAUUUUAAUAGACUAUUACCAUAUAUUCUAGCAGGAAAAUUUCACAGAGCAUACAUAUUUUAUGUUGUAGAAUAUAUAUUUGAUUAUAUAGAGGAUACUUUUGUUUUGGUGUAUAUUCAAUAUUGGCCUGUUCCAGAAGAGUUCAUUGUCCUUUGGUCUGUGUAAUGCUGAGAACAGGUUACAAGGUAUAGCGCUGUAGUAAAGUUAGCACUUGGAAGAUGUUAAAAAGCACUUUUUGUUAAUGUAACCAGUAAGAGUCAGUAUAAAAUAAAUCUAUACCGUUCAACAUUUAAGGAAUAAAAGUAUGGCAUAUACACUUGAAACAAAACAUUAUUUGAAGUGGUUCUGGUAUGAGAUUUUUUUCUGCAAUAAAUGAAUAAAACUAAUAUGUAACCUUC
Protopterus annectens (West African lungfish) is the source of this 3412-nucleotide messenger RNA. RefSeq names its product transmembrane protein 53 (gene TMEM53). The transcript has 4 exons. The record is from RefSeq and is a predicted model, not a curated record. Bases 529 to 1743 code for a protein of 404 amino acids. Lineage: Eukaryota; Metazoa; Chordata; Ceratodontiformes; Protopteridae.